UUAGAGGAAGUUAAAGAAAGGAGGAGCUGAUGAUGUUUAAAGAAAGAGUCGUGACCACAUAAUGUAGAGGACGACUGACAGAAAGGGAUGAUAAAAUGGCUAAGUGUCAUGUGUGUCUGCUGGGACUGAUCAUUCUCUGUUCAUUUUUCAAAGGCACCAGUGGAGUGGAUGAGACUCAUGUGUUAUGCAGUUCUGGUGAAAAUGUCCGUCUGCCCUGUAAUAAUGCUCUUUCUGGCUGCACAUCAACUACAUGGACCUAUAAUAAAUACGAAGAAUCACAGACAGAUGAACUGAUUACUUUAGGGCAAAAGAAGAAUAACAUAGAGAGACAUGAGAGACUGAGUCUGGGGUCUGACUGCUCUCUGAACAUCAAGAACAUCACACAAGAAGAUUAUGGGCUUUACACCUGCCAACAAUUUGUGAAUGGACAAAAACAAGGAACUGAUGCACGUGUUUAUCUGCAUGUUCUUGUCUCUUCAUCAUCCUCACAGACUGAGAUCAGACCAGGCAGCUCUGUGACUCUCUCCUGUCAGUUGUAUUAUUAUGGAGUCUCUUGUGAUAUUUUGGUCCGUACUGAGGGACUUCAGCUGAUCUGGGUGAAUCAGGCUGGUGUUAGUGUGAUGACAGACUCCAGAUAUCAGAUAUCAUUCUCCCCAAAACACUGUAUCAGCAAUCUGACACUCCGGAGUGAAGAUCUCAACAGAGAUUUGAGAUGUCUCAUUAGGAAAAAUGAACUGAAGACCUCAACCACAAAAAGUAACAAGAAUUCAGCUCAAUCUGCAGUGACACCAGUGAUUCUGGUCCACACCACACCAAAACUUCCUACACUCGUGAUGGUUGUUAUCAUUCCUGCAUUAGCCGUUCUCCUUCUUGCUGUUAUGCUUUGGGUGAUUCAUACAAAAAAGGCUGAUAGCAAAGAAGAAGUCGUUGAUUCUGAUGUAAGUUUUAUUUCUUAUUUGGUAAGACCAAUUCAUGAAGCUGCUGACACAUGUGACGUAUUCUGGGAUUCCUGCAGAAAACAUGUCAAAGAGAGCAAUAUACUCUUUCUAGAAUUUACCACAUGGAAACAAACUCAGUGGCUGGUGGAGAGAAGAGAAUCAGGAAAAGUCAAAAUGUUUGUGAUCAAUGCGUUUGUUUAUGAAUGCUGCCUUUAAGAAUGAAUCGCAUAUUAAAGACUUGUCAAUAUCCUAA
Megalobrama amblycephala (Wuchang bream) is the source of this 1191-nucleotide messenger RNA. RefSeq lists its product as uncharacterized. NCBI's taxonomy places the organism in Eukaryota, Metazoa, Chordata, Actinopteri, Cypriniformes, Xenocyprididae. Gene Ontology annotation, biological process: positive regulation of ERK1 and ERK2 cascade; T cell activation; interleukin-15-mediated signaling pathway. The transcript is spliced from 8 exons. Gene Ontology annotation, cellular component: external side of plasma membrane; membrane raft. The record is from RefSeq and is a predicted model, not a curated record. The coding region runs from base 96 to 1154 and encodes 352 amino acids. Gene Ontology annotation, molecular function: protein tyrosine kinase binding; MHC class II protein binding.